GAGAAGUCAUGUAAUUUGAAAUAGCCUUUACUCUGACUUGUGCCGAUAUUAUUUCCACAAAGCAGUUUGUAAGGAAAUGUAGGUGGAUGGUUUCUGUAUUACUAAAAGAUUGUAGUUCUGUGUUUGUUUCUUUUUAAUUUUCUUAAAUAAAGGCAAGGCAAGUUAAAGUUUAGUUAUGUUUCAAGCACUGCGUAAAAUUAAGAGAAGUAAAGGGAAAUUAAGUUCGAUUAAAUGAUCAACGUUGUGUUGAGUUCCUUAUACUUAUCUAAAUCUGAUAAGUUCUCUGUAAAAUAUAACUUUUUUUAUAUUACUUUUUCAUCUCUUUUAAUGUGUUAAUCAUUUUGUUUGCAUGGAGGCAUUAACGAGUUCCCAAUUAUACUGCAAAGUAUUUUUAACUAUGCAAAUAUAUAGCUGAGCUGUCAACACAGUAAGGAAGUAAUACAAAAAUAAAAACAUUUCGACACACGAGUGUAAAUUUUCCAACAGCUGCACCAUUAAAUUAAGCUCCCUAUUUAUUUAUAAGGGGAUUUGCUCAUUUUUCACUUCCUCCCAGGCCUUAGCAGCCUCACCAUUUCCCUCUUUUGGGGUUUUGCAUUUCUGUUCUGCUUCUUCUCAUCUUCACUUGGGUAUUUUCUCUUCCACCCUCUUCUUUUAAAGCAGCAUCCAAAGCAGCGCAGACAUACUGUACUUUGUUGGAGUGAAUUGGCAAGUUGACACCGCACUCCUAAGGCAGGUCGCAGGAAGACAGAUUUAUACAGUCUGCGGUGCACUUUAUUCAUCCUUCUCUGUCUAUGUUAAACUUCUCAAUGGCAGGCAUGAGUGUUUGCUCCUUCUUCAACCUUAGCCUUGUUAUUCUACUCUUUUUCAGCAUUCCAGAUGUCUCUGUUUCAAAACUGCGAAUCAUACAGUACCCCAGAAAUGUAGAUGUGCUGAAAGGUGACAACAUCACUCUGAAUUGCUUCGUACCAGAAGAACAACAUGUCCAAUUUGUGAGAUGGUACAGAUCUGAGGGAGAAAUGAAGAGAUACAUCUACUCAGACAAGCCUAGUGGAACUGAGCAGAACCACCCCCGAGUGACCUGGGUGGAUAAAAAUAAAACAAUCAAUUUCAGCAUCCGAAUCACUAAUGUCACCAACGACGAAACUGGCACCUAUUACUGUGUGAUCGAGGGUGAAGAUCGUGACACGGGCACUCAGUUGGGAAAUGGGACUCUCCUGAACGUCAGAGGUUUAACAAUAAUACAGCCAGCCAAACCCCUGAGAAUACAAGAAGGAGAAGCCAUUACUUUGGGCUGCUUUCUCUCCAAUACGUUCUUCAAGGGACCACUGAAAUGGUACAAAGUGGACGGGAAGCGACGGGAGAUUCUUAUAUCCGAGGACACCAUAGAGAAGAAGACAUCUGCAUCACGGGUUUCUUGGGCAGAACAUGUUCAUCAGAGGGAUAAGUCCAUUAGAAUUACAGACGCUACCAUCAAUGACACGGGCGUUUAUUACUGUGAGAAGUUCAGCAGCACAGGGGCGCUUAUAGCUGCGGGCGGUGGGAACCGACUGAAUGUCAGCGGAAAUGUAUUCAUCACUGGACCCCCCGGACGAGUGAAGUUGGGUAGUUUUGUCACCUUAACUUGCCAAGUGAACAGCUUCAGUAUGCCAACCUUAAUAUGGCUGAAGGAUGGCCGACCCCUUCCUCCUGAUCGUAUCACGACGAGCAGUAAUGGAAAUGUUCUUAUGAGUCGGCUGUCUUUGAAAAUCACUCAAGAAGAUAUCCAAUCCUCUGUGGAAUGUCAGAAGAAAGGAAAUGAAGAAGAACAAGAAGAAGAUUAUGACGAUGAACCCUUGUCUGCUGUGUUCAAGCUGAAUCCCCUAAUCACAGUGAUGCCCCAGGUGAGAAUCACCACAACUGCUGGUUUCUCCAACAGCUCAUCACACCAUUACUCUUGUGAGGUCACGGGCUUCUAUCCUGAAGAUAUCCGCGUGUACUGGACCCUCAGGAACCACUCCGUGCCAUCUUGCUGUAAGAAGAAGUGGCGCAAUGCAGAUGGCACCUUCAGCACGAGCUGCCACGUUCAAGUGAGUCGCAGUAAGCUGUCUGCAGGUGCAGUGAUGAAAUGUCAUGCCGGAUAUUGUCAGCAGUGUUGUGCGAGAAGCGUGGGUGAGGCCAUGACCUGCAAAAGAGGCCACAAAAUGAGCAACUGCCUUCCAGCAGUGAACGACGGCCUGACGGAGGUUCAGCCAGCCACUGAAAGAAAGACCUGCUGCCAGAGGAAUGCAUGAGGAGAUUCCGCUUUAGCUUCAUUGAUGGCCAAGAUUCUUAAUUUCAACAGCAAUUUGUUUCUUAUACAUUAGUAUAAUGUAUAGAGUAUAGAGCUCUUCAAGAUGAAAAAAAAAAAAAAUUUGGUAAAUACUGUAAUAGCAAGCUGUUAGCACUGCGUAGGAUAAAAAAAAUCAGGAUAAUACAUCAUAGGCUUUAUUUAGCAUGCUCCUUCCUCUUCCUGUUCAUUUUAGCACAGCUGCCUUUGAAAAGUUUAGGUCAAGAAAUUAAGCAAUGCUUUUUUUAAAUAUUAUAAAUUUCUUUUAUUGAAACUUUAAAGAAAAAGGACAA
Messenger RNA from Erpetoichthys calabaricus (reedfish), 2598 nucleotides. RefSeq names its product signal-regulatory protein beta-1-like. Lineage: Eukaryota; Metazoa; Chordata; Cladistia; Polypteriformes; Polypteridae. Gene Ontology annotation, cellular component: plasma membrane. The record is from RefSeq and is a predicted model, not a curated record. The transcript has 5 exons. Bases 792 to 2270 code for a protein of 492 amino acids.